This is a messenger RNA of Phoenix dactylifera (date palm), 2381 nucleotides long. RefSeq names its product AT-hook motif nuclear-localized protein 10-like. Gene Ontology annotation, molecular function: minor groove of adenine-thymine-rich DNA binding. NCBI's taxonomy places the organism in Eukaryota, Viridiplantae, Streptophyta, Magnoliopsida, Arecales, Arecaceae. The record is from RefSeq and is a predicted model, not a curated record.
AUUUUUUAAAAAGCCCCCUCCCCGGUUAGGGUUUGUGGGAAAUUAAAAAGGGGAAAAAAUCGAAGGAGGCGGUGAGGGAGAAAUAUUAGGGCUCGGAUUUCCCCCAUAUUCCCUUUCGCCGGCUGUGAGGGCUUUUGGGGGGCGCUCCGACAAGGGCUUAGGGUUUUUGUUCUUUUUUUUAAUUUUUCCUCACCAUAACCGCUGCUUUCUCCCUUGUUUUCCCUGAUUUUCGCGUAUUUCCUGGGCCUUUUCUCCGAAAAUGGCGCGGGUUUCGGGAAUUUUCUGGUGAAAUUCGGAAAAAAGGAGGAAUUUUUGGGAGGGUGCGGCGACCGCGGCGCAUAAUUUCUAGGGUUAAUUUGCUGCAUCUUGAUCAGGGUUGGGAUUUUUUUUUUUUACUGCCGUCGUUUUUUUUUUCUUGCAUUAGGCUUAAAUUUUAGAAAUUUUUCUCUUAGUACCUUGCUUUAUUUUCCGCCUUGUUACUUGUACUGUAAAUUAAGUCUUGAUGCUGCUGUUGUUGUAAUUUCGAGUUAAUGAGCUGAUUUCCGAGACCGGGUUUAUGGCUUUUAAAAAUUCUUGCUUGCUGGCAGUGUUCUGGAGCUUGUUUAGUAGAUUUUUUCAGUAACAAUCGAAUCUUUGUACUGUUUUCUUUCCUGAUCUUGUUGGUGAUAGUGGGAACAGAGCAAAAUCCCAAAUCUUUAGGGGAAAAAGUUUCCAAAAUCAGUUUUUUUUCUUGUCCUUCCAAGAAAGGAGACUGGAGUGGGGUUCUAGUAGAUUUUCACUGGAAUUCUUGGGGUUGCGGUUGCAGUAGAGCUAGAAUUAUCAGGUAAUGGUGUCUAGAUCUUGCUCUUGGGCUGAAUGGAAGUAAGAUCCGAGCCGGGAAUCAUGUCGGGCAGGGAAUCGUUUAACGUAGGUAUGCAAAAAAGCCCUGUGCAGUCCCAGCCGUCGAUGCAGAGCAUGCGAUUGGCCUACACCCCAGACGGAACGGCGAUCUACAAGCCGAUAACCCCCAGUUCUCCUCCACCUCCACCUUACCAAGGAGGAGGAGGAGGAGCAGGAGGAGGGGCAGGAGGGAGCACCGGAGGCGGCGAAGGUCCCUCGCCGGCGGCGAUCACACCGCAUGGUCUAAACAUCAACAUGGGAGAACCGGUGAAACGGAAGCGAGGACGACCGAGGAAGUACGGGCCCGAUGGUGCCAUGGCUCUUGCAUUGACCACCGUAUCCCCAAGUGCUGCCGUCUCGCCCGGUUCAGGAGGGUUCUCUCCUUCUUCUGCUGGGGCAGGGAACCCGGCAUCGUCGGCCGCGGCGGAGGCCAUGAAGAAAGCAAGAGGCCGGCCGCCCGGCUCUGGCAAGAAGCAGCAGCUGGCUGCUCUGGGAUCGGCAGGGAUUGGAUUUACACCUCAUGUUAUUACAGUUAAGGCUGGAGAGGAUGCCUCAUUACUUCAAAUUAUGAGGAGCCUCUUUACCUUGGCUAAUGUGUGUUUAGGCCUUAGGUCCAAGGAUGUGUCCUCAAAGAUCAUGGCAUUUUCUCAGCAUGGACCACGUGCAAUUUGCAUCCUUUCGGCAAAUGGUGCUAUAUCUAAUGUGACUCUUCGUCAGGCGGCAACUUCUGGUGGAACAGUAACUUAUGAGGGUCGAUUUGAGAUAUUGUCACUAUCUGGUUCAUUUUUGCUGUCAGAAAGUGGUGGUCAACGUAGUCGAACAGGUGGUCUUAGCGUUUCACUGGCAGGCCCUGAUGGCCGUGUUUUAGGUGGUGGAGUGGCAGGACUUUUAACAGCAGCAUCCCCGGUCCAGGUUGUGGUGGGCAGCUUUAUAGCUGAUGGGAAGAAAGAGCCGAAGCAGAUGACUCCUUCCGAUCCUCCUCCGUCGGCUGCUGGAAAGCUUGCCCCUGGCGGGACGGCAGGUGCUAACAGCCCGCCGUCACGAGGCACGCUGAGUGAAUCCUCCGGCGGGGGGCCUGGGAGCCCUUUGAACCAGAGCACUGGCACCUGCAAUAACAGCAACCAACAGGGUUUGCCGAGCAUGCCUUGGAAAUAAACUUAAUGCUCAUGCGCCUUGUAAUCCUGAUCGCAAUCUCGAACCUCUUGUUCCGUUUCCCUUGUCUUCCUUCUUAUGUAACUGGCGAACUGGGAAAAGUGGUGUCUUCCUCUCCAUCGCACCAGGUUUUACCGUUAUCAUGUGUGAGUUUAGAAGCUGGCAGUAUGCUGUUUUUUCUUUCACUUGUAGCUCUCGUUGAUGUUUUAUUAAUGCCUGAAGGUGUUGUAUGGAAUUAUACCCAUGUAUCAAGUAUCAUGAUGUGUGUGUGUUCUCUGGGGCCUGACCACCCCUUUUGUUGUCUGUCUGAUGUCCUUGAUGCUUCUUAUUGUUUUCUUCUUUAUUUUUUA